Salmo salar (Atlantic salmon) is the source of this 1146-nucleotide messenger RNA. The record is from RefSeq and is a predicted model, not a curated record. NCBI's taxonomy places the organism in Eukaryota, Metazoa, Chordata, Actinopteri, Salmoniformes, Salmonidae.
AUGAAACCACUUGAAGAAAAAGCGAACAGGAAAAUUGACAGAAAGCUCCUCAAGCCUCAGGUGGAGAGACGUCGGAGAGAGAGAAUGAACCACAGUCUGGAGAGCCUGAGAACCCUGCUGCUGCAGGGACCACUACAUCAAGGUGUGACUCAGCGUAGAGUGGAGAAAGCUGAGAUCCUGGAACACACUGUUCUCUUUCUCCAGAACACUGGCGAUGGGGACAGGAAGAAAGGUGAGGAUGGAGAAAAGCAACAUCCCUUCCAGGAUGGCUUCUCAGGCUGCCUGCAGAGAGCUGCACACUUCCUGGGGCAAGAAGGGGAGGGCCUGCAGCUGGAGGCAGCACUGAACUCUACUUUCUCUGCUCGUCUGAACAGCCAUGCCUGUAUGAACACCGAAGUCCCGGCUAAAGCCCACUCUUCCAACUCUCUGCCCAGCACAACGUGCCACCAGUCCUCACACCUGAUGAAGAUACAGGGGUCCCACUACAGACAACAGCUUUGUGAAGUCUACAGGAGACAUCUGUCUCAUGCUCACAGAGCUCCACUCCAACAUGGAGAUCCCAAACCCCCCCAGCUGCCCCACAGACACGCUGCCAAAGAAGCCCAAUCCCAGAACCUCCCAGACAGUCAGUCUCUCCUCAAGCCUCAGGUGGAGAGACGUCGGAGAGAGAGAAUGAACCACAGUCUGGAGAGCCUGAGAACCCUGCUGCUGCAGGGACCACUACAUCAAGGUGUGACUCAGCGUAGAGUGGAGAAAGCUGAGAUCCUGGAACACACUGUUCUCUUUCUCCAGAACACUGGCGAUGGGGACAGGAAGAAAGGUGAGGAUGGAGAAAAGCAACAUCCCUUCCAGGAUGGCUUCUCAGGCUGCCUGCAGAGAGCUGCACACUUCCUGGGGCAAGAAGGGGAGGGCCUGCAGCUGGAGGCAGCACUGAACUCUACUUUCUCUGCUCGUCUGAACAGCCAUGCCUGUAUGAACACCGAAGUCCCGGCUAAAGCCCACUCUUCCAACUCUCUGCCCAGCACAACAGCUCCACUCCAACAUGGAGAUCCCAAACCUCCCCAGCUGCCCCACAGACACGCUGCCAAAGAAGCCCAAUCCCAGAACCUCCCAGACAGUCAGUCUGUGUGGAGGCCUUGGCCAUGA